This is a messenger RNA of Merops nubicus (carmine bee-eater), 418 nucleotides long. Its product is annotated as guanylate cyclase soluble subunit beta-1-like. NCBI's taxonomy places the organism in Eukaryota, Metazoa, Chordata, Aves, Coraciiformes, Meropidae. The transcript is spliced from 3 exons. Gene Ontology annotation, biological process: cGMP biosynthetic process; response to oxygen levels. The record is from RefSeq and is a predicted model, not a curated record. Gene Ontology annotation, molecular function: heme binding; guanylate cyclase activity. Gene Ontology annotation, cellular component: guanylate cyclase complex, soluble. The annotation marks the transcript as partial.
GAGGGAGGCACAGCUGGAUGAAGAAGGACAAUUUCUGGUCAGAAUAAUUUACGAUGAUUCCAAAACCUAUGAUCUGGUUGCAGCUGCAAGCAAGGUCCUUAAUCUGAAUGCUGGGGAAAUUCUUCAAAUGUUUGGGAAGAUGUUUUUUGUGUUUUGUCAAGAAUCUGGUUAUGAUACUAUUCUACGUGUCUUGGGCUCGAAUGUCAGAGAGUUCUUGCAGAAUCUGGAUGCUUUGCAUGACCACCUUGCCACUAUUUACCCGGGUAUGCGAGCCCCUUCCUUUAGGUGCACCGAUGCCGAGAAGGGGAAGGGGCUCAUCCUGCACUACUAUUCCGAGAGAGAAGGCCUGCAGGAUAUUGUCAUUGGGAUCAUCAAAACAGUAGCUCAACAGAUCCAUGGCACGGAAAUAGAUAUGAAG